AUGGAGGACUGGGAAACUGCACAAGAGACAAUAAAAGCAGAUAUCAGUCAACUAAAGGACCAAGUAGGUCAAAUCUUGGAGGCCUUGAAGUCCUUAAGGGCCUCAGGAGAAGCUUCAUCAGCAAAGGGUGAGAAAAGCACUCAUGACGCUCCUAUUGCUUUUCCAACAUACGGAUUGCCAUCGAGUUACACCCCACCUGUUGGAGAUUAUUCAGAGGCUGAACAUGCUUCCUUCUCAUUCCCAAUCAAUACUCCAAGGAAUGAAGGGACUACCUUUGCAGAACCACGAGUGACUGUAAUACCUAAGCCUUUAAACACAACUGUCGAUGAUGACUCUUUGGGCAAGAUUACACCACACCCUACUAUGCAGUCCGUAUUCGUUGAUGUUGAGGGAACCAAAACUAAGUUGGAAAUUUUGGAAGAACGAAUACGAGCUAUUGAGGGAGGUGGAAACUAUGGGUUUGGCGAUGUUGCAGGUUUAAGCUUAGUUCGUGAUGUAACAAUACCUCACAAGUUUAAGGUUCCGGAGUUCGAAAAGUACAAGGGUACCACAUGUCCUAGAAGCCAUCUAACCAUGUAUUAUCGAAAGAUGGCCGCCUAUGCUUACGAUGACAAAUUGUUGAUCCACUUCUUCCAAGACAGUUUGGUUGGGGCAGCAUUGAGUUGGUAUACCCACUUGGAGGCGUCUCGCAUUCGCUCUUGGAUGGAUUUGGUAGAUGCUUUUCUGAAACAGUACAAGUAUAACAUGGAUAUUGCGCCAGAUCGUUUGCAAUUGCAGAACAUAGCCAAAAGGGAUGCAGAAUCAUUUAAAGAGUAUGCCCAACGAUGGAGAGAGCUUGCUGCUCAAGUGGAGCCUCCUCUUCAUGAUAAAGAAAUGGUGGCAAUGUUUGUGAGCACGUUACAACCACCGUUCUAUGAACACAUGGUAGGGAAUGUAUCUUCAGUUUUCGCCGAUAUUAUCAUCAUAGGUGAAAGGAUAGAGAUCGGGCUGAAGAAUGGAAAGAUUGCAUAUAGCCCGCUCGCGGCUACAACUCCUAAAAGCCCGAUUUCAGGAUCCUAUCAAUCACAACACAAUAACACUUGGAAAAUUGAGGCUAACACAAAUCCCAACCAGUCUUUGGGGCAAAUCACUAGUCCUAGAAGGAAUCAAGAAAGGAAUUAUAUUCAUUUCACUCCUAUUCCUGUGACUUACACGGAGUUGUUGCCAGAUCUACUCCGUAAUGCUUUGGUAGCUAUCUGCCCGAUGAAGCCUUUGGAGCCACCAUACCCUAAGUAUUUUGAUGUAAAUGCCACAUGUGAUUAUCACGGGGGAGCCAUUGGUCACUCUACUGAGAAAUGUUUGUCUUACAAACACAAAGUUCAGGCAUUAAUCGACUCAGGGUGGUUAAAAUUUCAAGAGAAUAAACCCAACAUUAAGACCAAUCCCCUAUCUGGGCAUGAUAAUGCUUCAAUAAAUGCUAUUGAUCUCGAGGGACGCCAGUUGGUGAAGAAUGUGAGCGAAAUUAAGAGUUCACGAAGGUUUAUUUUUGAGACACUACUAACAGUAGGAUUAUUGGAAGGUGAAUAUAACUUAAGGGAUGCAUGCGGGUUCCAUCCAGGUGCUGAACAUUCCAUCGAGGCGUGCAAAAAGUUUGAAAAUUUUCUACAAAAAUUGAUCGACAAGAACUUCGUGCAAGUAUGUUGUGGGGACAAAGAUGACAAGAGGAGGCUGGUAGAAGAAAAGAAUGAGCUAGGCCUGGCUCGCAUAGAAGGACAAGAACGAAGAAAAGGGAAGAUUUGCAUCAGUGACAUCAAAGAGAGCUUCCGCAGUGUUAGAUGGAUUAACACUUGUCAGAUAUCACCCAUCGAGGAUGGAAAUGGAUUGGAAAGCUUAGACUUUGUGCGGUCCUGUCCUCCAGACAUAUAG
Molecule: messenger RNA, 1905 nt
Organism: Vigna unguiculata (cowpea)
Lineage: Eukaryota; Viridiplantae; Streptophyta; Magnoliopsida; Fabales; Fabaceae
Source: RefSeq, a predicted model, not a curated record